Ochlerotatus camptorhynchus is the source of this 2109-nucleotide messenger RNA. RefSeq names its product hexamerin-1.1-like. Bases 16 to 2109 code for a protein of 697 amino acids. NCBI's taxonomy places the organism in Eukaryota, Metazoa, Arthropoda, Insecta, Diptera, Culicidae. The record is from RefSeq and is a predicted model, not a curated record. The transcript has 3 exons.
ACAGCAGCAUCCAAAAUGAAAAUCAGAUUUCCGCCUAUCUUUUUGGUGAUUUCUCUCGUUAUUAGCUGUACAGCUUUCGUUCCAGUUUCACAUGCGUCCAGUGAGAACAGCAAAUAUGCCGACAAAGAGUUACUACUGAAGCAAAAAUUCUUCUUUGAAAUACUGAGAAACAUUUACCAACCUCUGGAAUUUCAAGUAUAUCUACCAUAUACGAAGACCUGGAUCGAAGAUGAAUCCAAAUAUAAGGAUUUCGGCACAGUUUCGAAAUUUUUCGAUUUAUUUAAAGCAGGAUUCUUGGAGAAAGGUGAAAUAUUUACCAUCUAUAACUAUUGGUACCUCAAGCAAACUCGUAUGCUGUUUCAAUUCUUCUACAACUCCAUUGGUUGGGAUACCUAUCACAAGAAUGUUAUCUGGGCACGGGAAAAUGUGAACGAAGGCAUGUUCAUCUUUGCACUAACACUUUCUGUGUUACAUCGAAAGGAUUUGGAAGGCAUAAUAUUACCAUCAAUCUACGAACUAGACCCAUAUCUAUUCUUCAACGGUGAUUUGAUUAAUGAUGCCAUGCUACGUAAACUAUCUGAUCCGGAAUAUGGGUUCUAUACUAGAAAUACUCAUAAUGUAGCCACCAGUAACUACACAUCGAAGUUCGCAACCAACUAUUAUGGGGAAGGCAAAAUGGCAUACUUUACGGAAGAUAUUGGCUUGAAUGCGUACUACUACUACUUCAUGCUUGAAUAUCCUUCCUUCUUAGGAGGUGAAGAGUUUGGAUUGAAUAAGGAUCGCCGCGGUGAGUUGUUUUUGUACAUGCUCCAACAGUUGCUCGCACGGUACUAUUUGGAAAGAGAGUCGAAUUCACUAGGGGCUAUUGAGGAACUUACUUGGGAAUUCCCACUAAAAAAAGGACACUAUCCCAUGCUACGCUACUGGAAUGGAAUUCCAGUUCGAUCAAGAGAAAACAGUUUCAACAUGCGAGGAUAUGAUCCAAUGAAACUGCAGCUGAUGAAAGAUCAUGAGCUUCGAAUAAGGCGUGCGAUAGAUACUGGAUACUAUAAUCUUUCGAAUGGAACUAAAGUUGAUCUUCGUGCUGCAGAAGCGAUCGAUAUUGUUGGAAAUAUGGUUAAUGGCAACGUUGAUAGCAUUGACAUGGAUUACUUCAAAUCAAUGGAGGUCUAUGCUCGGAUGAUUCUUGCUCAAGGUGAUUAUUACGGAUCUACUGAAGACUCUUGGCCAGGAUCACUGAUGCACUAUGAAACCUCGAUGCGUGAUCCAAUAUUUUAUCAAUUCCUCGAACGGAUGCUCGGCUUCUACUGGCAGUUUAAAAACUAUCUUCCGCCAUAUUCCGUCGAUGAGUUGAGCUUCAGAGGUGUUCAAAUUACAGGAUUGACCAUUGAUCAGCUGAUCACUUACUUCGACAACUUCGAAGCUGACAUCAGCAAUGGACUACCGUUCAAUUAUAAAAACGCUCAAGAUAAAAGCACAUGGGAUUUCAUAGUUUUUGCACAACAGAAACGUUUGAACCACAAACCGUUCAAUUACACGAUGACUGUAAUGUCUAAUAUUACAAAGAAAGGCGUCGUUCGAAUGUACAUGGGCCCUAAGUUUCAAAGCAUAAAUCAACUUCAAUCAUUAAAGAAAUACUAUGUAGAAAUGGACCAAUUCUUAGUGGAUAUUGUUACUGGUGAAAAUAUUAUCAAACGAUCCACCAACGAUUUCUACUACGACAUUCGGGAUCGAACUACAUAUACUGAACUGUACAAACGAGUCAUGCGAGCAAUAAAAAAUGAGAAGCAAUUUGUGCUGGACUUGUCCGAAACACACUGCGGCUGGCCAGAUCGACUACUGCUACCAAGAGGUCUUUCAACAGGAUAUGAAAUAACAUUCUUCUUCAUCAUCACUCCAUACCAGCCGCCAAGUGUUGCUCAAUAUUCUACUUACGAUGAAACGAUCAGCUGUGGAGCUGGUUCAGGAUCAAAAUAUACCGAGGAUUUACCGUUUGGAUUCCCCUUCGAUCGUGAACUGGAUGGCAGUCACUUUAUGACCAAAAAUAUGCUAUUUAAAGAUGUGACGAUCUACCAUUUCAAUAACAAUAAAUUAAAUGAAACAGCAUGA